CAUACACACAGGCAUAACGACGACGGCGGUGGUGAUGAGGUUCGCGCCGUCCGACACCACCAGAGCCGGGGAGGUAUCGGUGAGCGAUUUUUAAAAACAGUCCCAUCUGAGACAUUGUGUGAAUUACAUGUCCUGAGGAAGCGAACGUCCCGGGUUAGGAGUGUUGCGACUUAUCAAGUAAAGUGAGGAGUUUGUAUACACAGAAUCGGUUUGGAAGUGUCAUUUGAUGUUUUCGCUAAUCGCGGGGUUAGAGAAAUAGUUUUUUUUAGUGAAACGAGGAAGCGGGAGGACAUUCAGUGUAACUUCGUGUCUUGUGCUGGGAAGACGCACAUUUCUUCAAGAUUGUAAGACCCUGUGUACGCAUGCCUGCCGGGCGUUGAAUAGUGGCUUUGCACAAGUUGUACAGUGAUAAGCAGUGUUAAUUGAUACCGUUGAUGGAUUAGAACAUCCCCGAGGGGUUGUCGAACGUAAAGAGCGUGAAGAAGUGAAAAGUUACAGCAAAUAUCCAAGGAAUACUCGGCGGGAAUCCGAAUUGGAAUCUCCUAGUGAAACGCAGAUGCAUCUUCCGGCUAGCAGCGAGUGCCAAAGUCCUCCGCUUUCCAACAACAUGACUGAUAUGUUCUCGAACCUGCACGAUAUGCUGCAGGAAUAUCACGGCGAGUUGGUCCAGACUGGUUCGCCGGCGGUACUCUGCUCGGCUCUUCCGACGCACUGGCGCUCGAACAAGAGUUUGCCGUGUGCCUUCAAGGUGAUCGCCCUGGACGAUAUUCAAGACGGUACACUGGUUACGAUCAAGGCCGGAAACGAUGAAAACUAUCACGGUGAGCUGCGUAACGCGACGGCCGUCAUGAAGAGUCAGGUGGCCAAAUUCAACGAUCUUCGCUUCGUUGGUCGUUCCGGACGGGGCAAAUCGUUCUCGAUCACCAUCAUCAUCAGCUCCUAUCCCUGCCAAGUCGCUACCUAUACGAAAGCAAUUAAAGUCACCGUCGACGGUCCCAGGGAGCCACGGUCCAAGCAAAAUUUCGCCUACGGUCACCCGGGUGCAUUUAAUCCGUUUAUGCUCAACGCAGGAUGGCUGGAUGCGGCCUACAUGAACUAUGCCUGGUCCGAUUACUUCCGGCAGCAGCAGCAGCAGCUACAGAGUCAACAACCACAACCGCAAGGUCAAACCAAUUCCGCUCCGGUUGGCAUUGGAAAAGGAUCUCCAACGUUACCAACGACAAACGGAACGACCGGGCCCAUGCUCCCAACGCCGCCCGCAGAAUUUCUACCACUACCCGGAGGUCAAAAUGGACUUGCUAACGGUCCGGUCCUCCCCAACGGUGCCACCUACCUGACGCAGUUCCCGUUCGGUCCUCACGCCGAUCUUCACCUGAAAUCUCCGUUCCUGCCUUACGACAUCUCACCGCUCCGUGCCAACGGUCUGCGCAAUGGACCCCACCAGCUGGCCGCCACAAUCACCAUUCCUUCCAACGAUUUUAUCUCCUCCUCUCGGCUCUCGCCGGCCUCUUCACGCAACUCAAACUCCUCUCCACCAUCAGCCCCGAAUCAAUCCCAAACCAAAAUCAGCUCCCCGUUGGAGCUAAACUCCACCAACGAACACUCGUCGGCCGAUGAAUCCGACGACGAGCACAUCGACGUCGUGAAAUCCGCAUUCGUUCCGAUUCUGCGACCGCUGCCAACCUCCUCCGCGGAUACCAGCUCGGACGCCCUGAACGCUCCGCUCAAAUCGGAAACGCCAGAUUCGACCACUAGCUCACCAAAAACCCGUUGCGAUCUGAAGGCACCGUCCUCUAAAAAACCACAACUGCACGAAAUUGCACCCAGCGAACCGGCCUCGCCGGAGAGCACCAAACUGUCGUCGCCGAACAUCAUCCUGAAGCAAUCGGCCAAAACCGUGUGGCGACCCUAUUGAGAAUAUCUACUGAUCCGCCAAGUGGCUGCGGCAGCGGCUGCUAUCAGGGCUGCAUCCUGCCGACUGGGGAAGUAGUGCUAAAUCUAUUAUAGACUAAUUAGUUCAGAUCUGGUGAUAUUAAUGUUAAUGAUAAUCGGUGAUGUUAGCAAAUAGUGAUAGGUCAGAUGUACAUAGCAUUGUGCAGCAUUGUGAAUAUAUUGCGUCAAAAGCAGACGGCAGCCCACACACACACAUACGCGCUCGAAGAUUUCCUUUUUCACCGUAGGGGUUAUGGAAAGAAAGGCAAAUCAACACAAUCUGUAAAUAAAUGGGUCAAGCUCUCAUUCGAAAUGUUUUCUGUUGAAAAUUGGUAAUUAGAGUUGUGAUAGACUCGAAGAAAAUUUAUAUUUGGCACUGCUCAUAUAUCUAUUCUAUAUGUAUAUAGAACUAGUUAUCUAGAGAUUCUUAUUUUAUUUUAAUUUUAGUUUAGCCAACAAAAGCGAGAAACAGGUACAUUUUAUAGUACAAAGCGGUAUUUAAUUAGAGCGACACUGGAUUAUGUCAAUCGAUGAAAAUAAAAGUUUUUUAAAAAUAACAUUAAAAAAA
This is a messenger RNA of Topomyia yanbarensis, 2500 nucleotides long. It is a transcript of the gene run, whose product is annotated as segmentation protein Runt. Gene Ontology annotation, cellular component: nucleus. The transcript is spliced from 3 exons. Gene Ontology annotation, biological process: regulation of DNA-templated transcription. The record is from RefSeq and is a predicted model, not a curated record. Bases 557 to 1915 code for a protein of 452 amino acids. Gene Ontology annotation, molecular function: RNA polymerase II cis-regulatory region sequence-specific DNA binding; ATP binding; DNA-binding transcription factor activity, RNA polymerase II-specific. NCBI's taxonomy places the organism in Eukaryota, Metazoa, Arthropoda, Insecta, Diptera, Culicidae.